AUGAGGUAUGUGGGAGGAUCAGUAGAGGUUUCACAAUCUGGGAAAAUACUACCUCAAGUGGGAAAUACAACUACCAAUAGCAGUAGUGCCGUCAAGUCAGUUACCAACCAGUGUUCAAAUGGAUCACAAGAUGAAACCCAGAGACAAGUGAUGGAGGUUGAAUCCACUGGGCAUAAACUAGAGGUUAAGAAUAUGCCAGAGGAGGAACACAAAAAGAUGAAGAUUUGGAGGGAACCUAUCCUGGGAACUCAACACUACCAAAUGUGCUGCAAAUUGAAGAAACUCAAGGAAUUAUUCAAGACAAAUAGCAGAGAGCUUGGUGAUAUUUCAGAUAGGGCAAGGGAAACAAAAGAGGCCCUAGAAAACUGCUAA
This is a messenger RNA of Ilex paraguariensis (yerba mate), 372 nucleotides long. NCBI's taxonomy places the organism in Eukaryota, Viridiplantae, Streptophyta, Magnoliopsida, Aquifoliales, Aquifoliaceae. The record is from the annotation of a GenBank genome assembly.